This is a messenger RNA of Psylliodes chrysocephalus, 839 nucleotides long. The record is from the annotation of a GenBank genome assembly. NCBI's taxonomy places the organism in Eukaryota, Metazoa, Arthropoda, Insecta, Coleoptera, Chrysomelidae.
CUUCUUUAUGUCAAAUGUCAAUAAUGUCAUUUUAUUUUUUAUCAAUAAGUGUUCUUUAGAAGUAUUUUUUUAGUAAUUAAAGUAUUUAGAAUUGUAAAAUAUGGCUCAAAUCACUACAGUCCUUUCGAAAUUUUACAAUGAAUAUAAAACGAGAACUCCUAAAAGGCUAAAAGCAAUCGAUGCCUAUUUAUUUUACAUACUUUUAACCGGCAUUACACAAUUUAUUUACUGCCUUUUAGUUGGAACUUUUCCCUUCAAUUCAUUCCUUAGCGGAUUCAUCUCUUCUGUUAGUUGUUUUGUAUUAGCUGGUAAGUUAAUUAAAGCCGUAACAAUUGUUUGAAUAAUAAACAGUAUUUUAAAUUAGUAUUUUUAACUAAGAGCGUCAAUUUUUGGAACAUUUUAUGUAUGUUAAGCGAUAAUUCUUUACCACGUCAUCUGAUUUAUGAUUCUUUUAUUGUUAGAAAGGGGAUGCCCCUGGGGUGGUCUCAUAUGAAUUUGGUCAAAAGUUGAUUACGAGUUCCAUGAGAACACCAUCAAACUUUUCAUUCUUAGAGUUGGGUUUUUAAAAUUACUUUUUCUUAUGUAUGUCCAAUUAAUCAGUCAUUACUGGAAAUCUAUGGAAUAUACAGGGUAAAUCAGAACUAUGGGAUCACACGUCAAGAGUUUGUCUAAGGCUUCAGGUCAAUCCAGAAAAUAAAACACAAUUCAAUGGUAUCAGUCCAGAGAGAGGAUUUGCAGAUUUUAUUUUUGCACAUAUUGUACUUCACUUAGUUGUAAUGAAUUUCAUUGGUUAAAAUUUGAGCUCUGUUUAAAUUUUAUCAUAUAUUUUCAUUUAGUUU